Alternaria alternata is the source of this 1548-nucleotide messenger RNA. RefSeq names its product 26S protease-like protein regulatory subunit 6B. Gene Ontology annotation, cellular component: proteasome regulatory particle, base subcomplex. NCBI's taxonomy places the organism in Eukaryota, Fungi, Ascomycota, Dothideomycetes, Pleosporales, Pleosporaceae. The transcript has 3 exons. The record is from RefSeq and is a predicted model, not a curated record. Gene Ontology annotation, biological process: proteasome-mediated ubiquitin-dependent protein catabolic process. Bases 100 to 1365 code for a protein of 421 amino acids. Gene Ontology annotation, molecular function: proteasome-activating activity; ATP hydrolysis activity; ATP binding.
ACACGCUAAAAACAAUCACCGCCGACCCUCACCGUCUCUCGCUGUUGGAAAUCCACAACCGACUCGUCCCCAGAUUAACAGCCAACAGCCACCAUCACCAUGGCUGACACCGCCGUCGAGAACCCGGCCAACACCGUCCCGCCGCACAAGAAGCAGCUCCCUUCAUCGAUACCGAACUUUGAUACCCUCGAGGGCUUCUCCACAGAGGGAAACGAUGACUACUCGACCUUCAAGAAGCUGCAACGGCAACUGGAGUACAUCCAUUUGCAGGAAGAGUACAUCAAAGAUGAGCAGCGGAGUUUGAAGAGAGAGUUGGUGAGAGCACAAGAAGAGAUCAAGCGUAUUCAGAGUGUACCGCUCGUGAUAGGGCAGUUCAUGGAGGCCAUCGACCAGAACACCGGCAUCGUACAAUCAUCAACCGGCUCCAACUACGUCGUCCGUAUCCUCUCCACCCUCGAUCGCGAACUCCUCAAACCAUCCUCAUCUGUUGCGCUACACCGCCACUCAAAUGCCCUCGUCGACAUCCUACCACCAGAGGCUGACUCGUCGAUUGCCAUGCUUGGCCAAGAUGAGAAGCCCGACAUCACGUAUGCCGACGUCGGAGGUCUGGAUAUGCAGAAGCAGGAGAUUCGGGAAGCUGUUGAAUUGCCCCUCACACACUUCGACCUCUACAAGCAGAUCGGUAUCGAUCCACCACGCGGUGUAUUGUUGUACGGACCUCCGGGUACAGGAAAGACUAUGUUGGUCAAGGCUGUAGCCAACAGCACCACAGCAUCCUUUAUCCGCGUCGUCGGCUCCGAGUUCGUGCAGAAGUAUCUGGGUGAGGGUCCACGUAUGGUUCGUGACGUGUUCAGGAUGGCGCGCGAGAACUCACCAUCCAUCAUCUUCAUUGACGAGAUCGACGCUAUUGCUACCAAACGUUUCGAUGCGCAGACGGGUGCCGACCGAGAAGUUCAACGUAUUUUGCUCGAGCUACUCAACCAAAUGGACGGUUUCGACCAGACAUCCAACGUCAAGGUCAUCAUGGCAACGAACCGUGCGGAUACCCUCGACCCUGCGCUACUCCGACCCGGUCGUCUCGACAGGAAGAUUGAAUUCCCUUCGCUACGUGACCGCCGUGAGCGUCGUCUUAUUUUCUCCACCAUUGCCGGAAAGAUGAGCUUGUCGCCUGAAGUAGAUCUCGACAGCUUGAUUGUCCGCAACGACCCCCUCUCCGGUGCCAUUAUUGCGGCCAUCAUGCAGGAAGCAGGUCUGAGAGCUGUCCGCAAGAACAGGUACAACAUCAUCCAGAGUGAUUUGGAGGAAGCAUACACGAGCCAGGUCAAGGGUGCAGCUGAGGCUGACAAGUUCGACUUCUAUAAGUAAGCGAAUUCGCUGCUUAGUUGUGAGGAGAAAACUUAAUGCGCGAGAGAGAUGUGGCAUUGUACUACUAGAUAGACUAGGCCUUCGAGUUAUGAGCGUUGCAGAGGCGUGUACCGUCGUAACUCUGUUAAUGCAUGAUACUACGUGAACACAUCUGUAUCGCCUGCUUCUUCAUUGCUUCUCGCG